GUGCACUCGACCUUGCAGUUUGUGAAAAUGGCCGAGACGCGGACCGAUGUGCUGGCCAAGCUGCCGCAGCUCCAGAACAUGGUCAAGCGCGACCCCGACGCGUACAAGGAUGAGUUUAUGAUGCAGUUCCGCCAUUACCAGAGCGAGCUCGCCAUCUUCCGCCUCCAGCCCAGCAAGGAGUCGGAGCAUUUUGGCGCGCUCGUCUCGUUCCUCUCGCACGUCGCGACAUGCUACCCGGCCGAGCUCGCGUCGUUUCCGACCGACCUCAUCUCGCUCCUCGAGAAGCACUCGAACGUCUUGGAGGCGACGCUCCGCAAGACGCUCGUCCAGUCGCUCAUCCUCAUGCGCAACCGGAACAUCGUCGACGCGCUCGUGCUGCUCAAGCUCUUCUUUGAGCUCUUCCGGUGCCCGGACAAGCGCCUCCGCGAGAUCCUCUACUCGCACAUCGUGUACGAUCUCAAGCGCAUGCACAACGAUGGCGGCGGCCGCAACGACAAGGUCAUGCGCGGCCUCCAGUCGUUCCUGUACGGCAUGGUCGCCGACGACAACGAGAUUGCGGCCAUCAAGUCGCUCCACGUGCUCAUCUCGCUCUACCGCAAGAAGAUCUGGUGCGACGCGCGGACGGUCAACUGCAUUGCGUCGGCGUGCACGUCGCCGACGACGCGUGUCAUGGUGACCGCGAUCCAGUUCUUCCUUGGCAUCGACACGGACAUCCUCGAAGACGACGAGGCCGAGAAGGAGAAGGUCAAGGAACAAGUCGAGGUCAACUACCACUCGCACUCGAAGAAGACGAAGAAGCGCCACAAUGCGACCAAGGCGCAGCUGGUCAAGAACCGCAAGGCCCGCAACCGCGACGCUGACAACCAGUACACGUUCCCGGCGCUGGAUCUUCUUCACGAUCCGCAAGGCAUGGCCGAGCGCCAGCUCAAGUUGCUCAAGGCCUCGAACGACCGGUUCGAAGUGCGCUUGCUCAUGAUGGACUUUAUCGGGCGCCUCAUUGGCCAGCACAAGCUGAUUGUGCUGCCGUUCUACCCGCUGCUGCAGCGGUACCUCACGGCGCAUCAGCAAAACGUGACGCAGAUCCUCGCGUACCUCGUGCAGGCGUGUCACGAUGACAUUCCGCCCGAGGAGAUCAUGCCGAUCGUGCGCACGAUUGCCAACUCGUUCAUUGUCGAGCGCUGCUCGUCCGAGGUCAUUGCCGUUGGUAUCAACUCGGUGCGCGAGAUCUUUGCCCGCAUUCCGCUCGUCAUGGAAGAGGAAGGCAUGGACGCGCUGCUCCAGGACCUCAUCAUGUUUAACAAGAGCCGCGACAAGACGACCGUCAUCGCGGCGCGCGGUGUCCUCAACCUCGUGCGUGAGCUCCACCCGAGCCUCCUCAAGCGCAAGGACCGCGGCAAGUUCCACGAUGCCGCCGCGCGCCCCAAGGCCUUUGGCGAACUCCGUGCACUCGAAGGUGUCGAAGGUGCCGAGCUCCUCAUGCAGGCCGAGGCGGCUGGCCGCUUUGACGAAGAAGACAACGAAGACGGCUGGGCGCUCGAUGAAGAGGCGCUGGACGCCGGCGAAGAGUCGGAGGACGGCUGGGUCAACCUCGAAGACGAAGACAGUGACGGGUUGCACUCGGACACUGAGUCGGAAGGCGAAGAGAACGAAGACGGCGAGGGUGACGAGGAAGACGAACCGAUGGCGGUCGUGCCGCAGUCGCAGCGCAUCGACGCGCAGCGUAUUCUGACGCCCAAGGAUUUCGAGCGCAUCGAGAUGCUCAAGAAGGAGGCGGUCGAGGCGGCCAAGGACCCCAAGAGCCGCCGAAAGCGCAAGGCCGAAGAGGUCGAGAAGAAGUCGCUGGACGCCAACCACGCCAAGGUCGACCCGAUGUCGCUCGAAGGCUACUCGAAGAAGAAGCGCCAGACGCAGGAAGAGCGUCUCCGGUCGGUGCUGGAAGGCCGCGAGAACUUUGCCCACCGCAAGAGCGGCGGCGGUACCACGAACCGCGAGAAGGCGCGUCUCAAGAACUUUCUCAUGCUCAAGAAGAGUCGCAAGGUGCAGUCCAAGGUGCUCAAGUCGACGCGCGAGAUCCAGCACAUUGCCAACAAGACGGUCAAGACGGUCACGAAGCGCGACUCGAAGAAGCGGCGACGCACGUAAGUCGUCGGCGUGCACGAUGCCAACGACAACUUUUAACUUUCUAAACAUCAUCAAUAUACUACUACAACUGCCGUACUCGA
Messenger RNA from Saprolegnia parasitica CBS 223.65, 2222 nucleotides. RefSeq lists its product as hypothetical. The transcript is spliced from 2 exons. Gene Ontology annotation, cellular component: nucleolus. Gene Ontology annotation, biological process: ribosomal large subunit export from nucleus; ribosomal large subunit biogenesis. Lineage: Eukaryota; Oomycota; Saprolegniomycetes; Saprolegniales; Saprolegniaceae. The coding region runs from base 28 to 2142 and encodes 704 amino acids. The record is from RefSeq and is a predicted model, not a curated record.